AUGUCUGAACUGCAGCAGCUCAAAGAUCAACUUAAAAUCCUCCAAGAAGACGUGUUGAAACAAAAGAAAGUUCUCCAGAAAACCACUCAACAGCUUCUUGAAUAUCAGGUCGAAGACACUAGAAGGAAGUUGCAGGAACUACCUACCCCCAACGCUGAAAUUGAUCUUUCGGAUUAUACUACAAACGACGACAUUAUUCAGCUGGUUGGUGAGCUUCAAGGUCAACUUGACAUUGUGGAAGAGAGGGCAAUCAGAAGAACGGCUAACUCUACCAUAACUCUUGAUAGUGAAAGAAAAUUAGCGCCUUUACGCAACAACGAUGGAGAAGAGCUAUUAGACUUUCCAACUACUCUCAAGCAAUUUUCAGAGAUUGAUGACGAUUUGCUAAUAGAGCUGUUGAGAUUCUACGACCUGCUACCUCUUACUAGUGCUGAAAAGAACCAAUACCAGGAAUUUAUCGAUGGCAGUGUUGACGUACCAACUCUCCAAGUUGACGUGUCAUCGAGCGAUUUCUCAAAAAAAGAAUUGGAUGAGUUAUUUGAUACAUUGGCAAGAUACAUUGGUGUAACCUUUAGAAGAGGUGAUUCAUGGUAA
Messenger RNA from Komagataella phaffii GS115, 594 nucleotides. RefSeq lists its product as uncharacterized. Bases 1 to 594 code for a protein of 197 amino acids. The record is from RefSeq and is a predicted model, not a curated record. NCBI's taxonomy places the organism in Eukaryota, Fungi, Ascomycota, Pichiomycetes, Pichiales, Pichiaceae. The transcript has a single exon.